Molecule: messenger RNA, 1466 nt
Organism: Arachis stenosperma
Lineage: Eukaryota; Viridiplantae; Streptophyta; Magnoliopsida; Fabales; Fabaceae
Product: vegetative cell wall protein gp1-like
Exons: 2
Coding region: 55-1248 (397 amino acids)
Source: RefSeq, a predicted model, not a curated record
AUCACCUAGUUUUGCCUUCACGAACUAACAAACCUUAAGAAUAGGAGAAUAAUAAUGUCUUGGUUCCUUGUAAUUCUGUUCCUCACUCUCACAUUUGGCACUCUCUCUUCACAGAGUACUCAUGAUGAAAAGAGGCUUCCUUCUUCUUCUGCUCCUGCUGUUGUUGCUGUUGGAACUGUUUUUUGUGACAAAUGUCUUCAACAUAGUUUCUCCUUUGGAAGCCAUUUCAUUUCAGGUGCAUCAGUUGGUGUGGAAUGCAAAGAUGGAAGCAAAUCAAAGAAACCAAGAUUCAAGAAAGAGGUGAAGACAAACAAGGAUGGGGAGUUCAAAGUGGAGCUACCUUUCAAAGUGAGUAAACAUGUGAAGAGAAUCAAAGGAUGCACCUUUGAAUUGAUUAGUAGCAAUAACCCUAAUUGUGCCAUGGCCUCAAUUUCCACCACUUCUUCAAUAACCCUCAAAUCAAGAAACCAAAAAGAACACAUCUUUACAGCUGGGUUUUUCUCAUUCAAGCCCACAAAAAAGCCCAAACUUUGCAAUCAAAGCCCAACAACAGCAACAGUUCAAGAAUCUAAAGAUUCUGUUUAUGUGGAAAAAAGAUUCCCUCCAAGUAUAGACCCAUCAUUCCCACCACCACUUCAAGAUCCACCAUCACCACCUACACUUCUUCCUCCUCUUUUGCCAUUACUCCCUCCAAUUAUUCCACCAUUAACACCUCCAAUUAAAGAGGAUAAAAGGGUUAAACCAUCUCAAGUCUCUCUUUUUCCACCUCUUAUACCACCAUUGGUACCAAACCCAUUUCAACCACCACCGUUGAUUCCAAACCCAUUUCAACCACCACCUCUAAUUCCAAACCCAUUUCAGCCACCAAGCCCACCACUCAUACCAAACCCAUUUCAACCACCACCAAGCCCAACACCACUUAUACCUAACCCAUUUCAGCCACCCCCAAGCCCAAGACCACUAAUACCUAACCCAUUUCAGCCACCUCCAAGCCCACCACCGUUUCUCCCUAACCCAUUUCAGCCACCACCAAGCCCACCAUCACCACUAUUUCCAAACCCAUUUCAGCCCACACCAUCACCACCAAAGCCACCAUCACCUUUGUUUCCUUUUCCACCUAUUCCCGGUUUGACUCCGUCGCCGCCGCCGCCGUCUCCGCCCCCACCAACUUUUCCAUUUCCUUUCCCUCCAUUGUUCCCACCACCUCAUACCCCUGGCUCACCCCCUGUGAGGAAUCUCUCCCCUUGAUUACAUGAAACCAUGAUUUUAAAUUGCGGCGAUUUGGCCACAAUUUAAAACCAUUAUUUGAGUAUAUGAAUGCACAAUUAUCCAAUAUAUGGUUUCUUCCAACCUUUUACUUUCUUUUUUUGAAUCAUGUAGUAAUACUGUAUAAUUAUUAGCUAAAUAUGAGGAUUAUGUACUUGAGAAAAAAAGUUGAUAUGAUAAUUAAUGACACAUCAUUGUUA